Messenger RNA from Gigantopelta aegis, 3403 nucleotides. RefSeq names its product zinc finger protein 234-like. NCBI's taxonomy places the organism in Eukaryota, Metazoa, Mollusca, Gastropoda, Neomphalida, Peltospiridae. The record is from RefSeq and is a predicted model, not a curated record. The coding region runs from base 959 to 1894 and encodes 311 amino acids. Gene Ontology annotation, biological process: regulation of transcription by RNA polymerase II. The transcript has a single exon. Gene Ontology annotation, molecular function: RNA polymerase II cis-regulatory region sequence-specific DNA binding; DNA-binding transcription factor activity.
ACUGCCACAGUGUAUAAUUUAAGUCGCAUAUAGAACAUCCGUGUGAACAUGCACAAUUACACUUGGAUAGUUUUUAAUUCUGAAGUUAUUCCAUAUAUGGUAUUAGGAACACCCAGAUAAACAUCCAUAUGCUCUUGAUCACUAUAAACCAAUCGGAUCACACUGCUGAACUACCCACUUAUCCGGUAACACCAAUGACAUAAUGAGCUUGUUCAUAGAAUAGCACAUGUCUGCACGUGCAGGCCGAUUGUAGUUUUGCGAUGCCAGAUAUAAUUUUAUGUUUCUUUGUUCAUCUAAUUUCCAAAAGUUAACAAUAAAAAUGUAUAUAUUUUAAUUGUUUUAUCUUGAAUUUGUAUUUUGAAAAGUGACGCUUUCUGUAGAAUGACCAAUAAACGUAUAUGUACUCCCUACCUCCAGUAAAGGUUAUGACACCCCCCCAGCCCCGCCCCGAACGUGUAUAAACAAGAACUUGUUGAAAUGAUCAAGAUGGGUGUGAAAAGAUAAUGAUGAUGAGUACCAGAUAAACAUUUCAGAAAGUAUUGCACAAUUUUGUUUUUCGUUUCAAGUUUAAUUAAUUUCUAAGCUGAUAACAUGAAUUCACAAGUGCCUUGAAAAGAACUAUUAGGUAUAAAAUCUAACCAGCCAUUAAACGUAGCUAUUAUCUUCAGGAUGUAUUAGUUGAUUAUAAACACACACCAGACACACAUCAGUAUUUCUUACCAUUCAAAGAAUAAAAACAUUUACAGAAAAUACAGUGUUAGUUGUGUUAUAAGGAAAUAUGAAAAUUCUGGGCAUGUUGUUCAAGUCUUAGUUUUUGUUUUAUUUAUCUAGUUACUGGUUCUGUUUCAGUACUUCUCGUGACAAUGUUCAUCCCUGACUGGUGUCCGAGAGGCUUCUAACGAAACAAGACAUUGUGGAAUCAAUCACAACUACGAAGGUGCACUGUCAAAAACGCAGCAUGUCAAACAGUGUUGAUAGAUGUGUGGAACGCGAGGUCUCGUCAAAACAUUGUGAAAACAACCCUGAUCAUUCUUCUGAGAAACCUUUCCAAUGUGGGAUGUGCUUAAAGUGUUUCUCUUACAAGUGUCACAUUAAGCAGCAUAUGAGGAUCCACACUGAUGAAAAACCAUAUCAGUGUGAGGUGUGCAGAAAGUGUUUUCAUCAUAAUAUUUCCUUGAAAUACCAUAUGUCCAUUCACACUGGUGUUAGGUCUUUCAAAUGUGCAGACUGUGGAAAAUGUUUCUAUAACAGUUCUGGGUUAAAACGACAUAUGUUGGUUCACACUGGUGUUAAGUCUUUUAAUUGUGAGGUAUGUGCAAAAUGUUUCUAUAACAGUUCUGGUUUAAAACGACAUAUGUUGGUUCACAAUGGUGUUAAGUCUUUUAAUUGUGAGGUAUGUGCAAAAUGUUUCUAUAACAGUUCUGUUUUAAAACGACAUAUGUUGGUUCACACUGGUCUUAAGUCUUUUAAUUGUGAGAUAUGUGCAAAAUGUUUCUCACAGAAUUCUUCCUUGAAAAAGCAUUUGCUGAUCCACAACAGAGUUACAUCUUUUAAAUGUGAAGUAUGUGCAAAAUGUUUCUCACAAAAUUAUCAAUUAAAACGGCAUAUGUUGAUUUAUACUGGUGUCAAACAUUUGAAAUGUGAGGUUUGUGCAAAAUGUUUCCCUUACGAUUCCAUCUUGAAAAGGCAUAUGUUGGUUCACACUGGCGUGAAGGUUUUUAAAUGUGAGGUAUGUGAAAAAUCUUUCUCACAAAAUUCUCACUUCAAAACACAUAUGUUGGUUCACACUGGUGUUCAGCCCUUUAAGUGUGAGAUGUGUGCAAAACGUUUCUCACUAAAUUCUUCCUUGAAAAGACAUUUGUUGAUUCACACUGGCGUUAAGCCUUUUACGUGAGGCAUGUGCAUAAUGCUUGUCUUGUAACUUGUUCUUGAACGACCUUAUACCAGUUCAUACUGGUGUGAAGCCUUUUAGUUGUGGGUUGUGUGAAGUUGUUUUCUCUCAGAACAAAGACUGGUGUGUUAACCUGUUUAGUUGUGGAGUGUGUUAAAAGCGUUUCUCACAGAAGUCCCACAUGAAACAGAAUAUGUGGAUUCACACUGAUGUCAAAUGUUUCAAAUGUGAGGUUUGUGCAAAACGUUUCAAACUAAUUUGCCACUUGCAACAACAUACGCUAGUUCACAUUGAUGUUAAGUCGUUUAGUUGUGACGUAUGUGAAAAGUCGGUCUAACAGAGGUCACACUUGAAACAUCAUAUGUUCGUUCACACUGGUACCAAGUCUUUCAAAUGUGACGUUUGUGAAACAUCAUAUGUUCGUUCACACUGGUACCAAGUCUUUCAAAUGUGACGUUUGGGAAACAUCUUUAUCACAAAAAUCGCAUUUGAAAUCAUAUAUUGAUUCACAUUGGUGUUAAACCUUUCAACAGACCUAGACGUGGCGAACAUAACUUAAAUGCCUCCUCUAAAUUGGAUAGUUUUUUGGGUUGUUUCUUUUUUAAACGCCACACAAAUUUUGUGACACCCAAUAGCCGAUGUGUAUUUUUGUGCUGGGGUGUCGUUAGACAUUCAUUCAUUCAUUCAUUCAUUCAUUCCACAAGCAUUUAACACAGAGACGAAGUUGCUGGUUUGGGUUUUUUUUUUGUUACAUUACAAACAUGGAUGAUGACAUAAAUGCUGAUGCCGCAAUAUUUCCAUUUCGAUAUGGGACUACUUGACAGAUCCGUGCUUCACACAUGCUCUCAGUUAGUUAUCAAGGUAUCACACUAGUCCGGGGUACACGGAACCUACAGUGCAUGCCGGGUAAUCAUCCCCCAUGUGGGGCAUACACUUGGGAGAUACACCCAUAAUCACACUCGUGAAGUGGGUGAAACUCGGUGCAUGUGCCUUACACCUACCCAUUGAGUCAAGUGUUGCACUCAUUCUGGGUUGAACCUGGUAUUGGUAUGAAAAAUCCCCCAUUGCCUCAGGUGGGAAACGAACUCAGUACCUACCAGCCUGAAGUCCAAUGACAUAACCACUACACCAGUGAAAUUAUGAGGAGACAUUUCAUAUAUUAAUUUACAAUAAUGAUACAAUAUAAAUUUAACUUCUUAGGGUAGCUAAAAGUUACUCUCUUUGAACUAGAAUCAGGUUUGUAAAUGGGCGUCACACAAUUCUAAAAAAGGACAGGUUUGGGUUUGAUGAUGGCAAAUGAUCCGAGUUCAAAAUAGAGAAGCGUUUUCAUGGUAAUAUAAUUGUCGAUGUUGAAUAAAUAUAUACCUGCAGAGAAAUUGUGUGGGACCUGGUAUGGAACAUGCAUUGUUUUAGCAGUACUCUCAAAAUGCUUGUUUACUUCAUGUUCAUCUGAUUAUAGGUGACGGAUAAACCUUUUUGCGUUUCGUUGUUAACUGUUGAAUAAAAUAUUUU